Oppiella nova is the source of this 698-nucleotide messenger RNA. Lineage: Eukaryota; Metazoa; Arthropoda; Arachnida; Sarcoptiformes; Oppiidae. The record is from the annotation of a GenBank genome assembly.
UGUGUUGUCAAUGUGUAAACAUCACAACUUAUUUGGCAAUCAAUUGAGAUCUCAUUGAAUCAGUGCUUAACAGUUGACACAAUUGAAUGCAUUGAAUCAAUUUACACUGAGAUCAUAGUUAUAGCCCUUUAAACAUAUUCAUUGUAUUAUAACAGUUGAGGCAAACAUCCAAUUUGAGUAUUUAGUGUUCAAUCAAAACAAACAGUAUUUUGUGAGUGAAUGUCCAAAUUGGGGCUAAAUUAGGGCACAAAUCUAUUUUUGGGAAAUAACUUGAAUUUGCUGUCAAUUUAGUAAAUCAUUGCUAAUGACUUCAAACACACAAAGGGUUUGGACAGUAAUUAAACCUCAUUUACCACUCAUUAGAUUCAAAAAGGGAGGGAAUGUGAGGACAACCGGUGCUCAAGUGAAUGAGAGUGUGGUGUCUUCUCGCACUUCUGGUCCACCGAUUGGUUUGACUCCACGCGGAAGUGGUAUUGAAGAGGAACUGAUGCCUAAACGAUAUGAACGCAAACCAAUAACACCUCUUGAGAUGGAGAUAAUUGAAAGAGGAGGACCGGAAAUACUUUGAUGAAUAGCUUUAUUGUAUAAAAAUAUAUAUAAUUAGGGCUAAUGUCGAGUUCUCAAUAGUUAUAAAACUUUUUAAAAAUAUAAACUUAUUGUAGAUAUCAUUAAAGUAUAAUUGAAUUGAAAUUUAAUAA